UGUCAGUGCCCUUGAACUUGGCUGCAGUCCAAUCAGAUGAUGUCGCCGAGGCACAUGACAAAACCCCCUUUUUCCCUCCGAAGAAGAAGAGGGAGAGAGAAGAGUACAGAAGAGAGAGGGUGCGUCCGAAAUCGCAUACUGCUUACUGGGUCUACAUUUGAAUUUGAACGUACUACUCGACCGUUAAAAAGUACGUUCUAUAUAGUAUGAGUGUGGGUAGUAUGAAAGGAAUUCGGUGGUACUACAUCUGACGUGUUGAUGUCGUCACGUGUCAUGCGUCUUCACAACAGCGCGAAAAUUUAAAGAGCCCCCUCGACUGCGCGAACAUCGGCGAUGUUGAUCGUAAUUCUUACUGCUUUCAUCCGCGUUUUAACUUUGAUUGAAUCAACAUCUCUGAGGAGGAACAGGUCAGCUGCUCGCAGAUCACGCCUUCCUCGACAGCUUCUAAAAUGUUUAUCAAAUAAUACUGUGAGCCCUACAACCUACUGCCACCUGAAUGCUGCUGUGCCAAUCCUUCGACUGUACUUCGAAGAUGGAUCUGACCUUCGUCCCAACCUCCGGCUUUCUCGACAGUCCAUCAUGUCCCUCAUCACUGCUUUGAGGUCAGAUUCUGAUCAUGGCUGGGAAAAAGAUAUUGAGGUGCUGGUGUUUCUCUACUGGCUGGCCCAUGCAGCAUCAUAUCAUGUGGUGUCUCUGGCCUUUGACAUCCCAAAGUCCACGGUGCAUGACAUUGUGCACAGAAUCAGCAGGGCAGUCAUCUUUAUUUUGAGGAGGGUGAUCGCUUUCCCGACCCCAGAUGACCUGGAGGAAGUGGGGGCAGGUUUUGUCCAGCUGGCUGGGUCUCCAGCUUUUCGCAUGGUGGCUGGUGCAAUAGAUGGGUGCCACAUCCGGAUCAAGUCACCAGCAAGUGAAGCCCUAUGCUACUUUAACAGAAAGCUGUUCCACUCAGUCCAGCUGCAGGCCAUCACUGACCACAAGGGGAAGUUCAUCGACAUUUUUGUUGGAUAUCCCGGGUCUGUGCAUGAUGCCAGGGUGCUGAAGAACAGCCCCGUUUACACUGGCCGCCUUUAUCCACCUGCAGGAAACCACAUCCUUGGAGAUGGUGGUUAUCCCUGUUUGAGUGUGCGCCCAUCUGCCUCAUCACACCAUACAGAAUCCUGUACAGUCUUGCUUCAACUCCAAGCAUGCUCGUGCACGUAACAUUGUUGAGAGAGCCUUUGGGAUGCUGAAGACACGCUGGCGCUCAAUCUUCAUCAAGGCCCUGGAAGUGAGUCCUCCCUUUGUGCCAGAUGUUGUUGCAUUCUGUGCGGUGCUCCACAAGCCCCAACUUCAGAACGGGGACAUUGUUGAUCCAGAGGUUGUGGAGGAUCCUGUCGAUGACCCACCUGAGCCCCAAAACACAGAAGCCAGCACAGGAGAGGAUGUGCGGGACAAUCUGGCUGCAGCUGUGUCAGCACCAGACAACUGUGCACCUGCUCUUCAAGAGCUUGAUUACCUCUGAGACAGUUUAACAGGUCAAGACUCUGCAAAUCAGUUCAUGUUCUCAGAUUCCCAUUGUUUAAGCUUGUUAGCUGGUUAAUAUGUGAAUAGUUAGGUGUGUGUGUG
Cyprinus carpio (common carp) is the source of this 1605-nucleotide messenger RNA. Its product is annotated as putative nuclease HARBI1. Bases 334 to 1200 code for a protein of 288 amino acids. The transcript has 2 exons. The record is from RefSeq and is a predicted model, not a curated record. Lineage: Eukaryota; Metazoa; Chordata; Actinopteri; Cypriniformes; Cyprinidae.